Clarias gariepinus (North African catfish) is the source of this 9841-nucleotide messenger RNA. Its product is annotated as mucin-2-like. The transcript has 19 exons. Gene Ontology annotation, molecular function: protein binding. Bases 1 to 9582 code for a protein of 3193 amino acids. NCBI's taxonomy places the organism in Eukaryota, Metazoa, Chordata, Actinopteri, Siluriformes, Clariidae. The record is from RefSeq and is a predicted model, not a curated record. Gene Ontology annotation, cellular component: extracellular matrix.
AUGACCACACUGACAAGCAAGCCAGUUGUAAAGAUAACAACAGUACCUACUGAAGUGACAACAAGUAAGGUUACCACACAUCCCCCCAAAGAGACCACAGGUCCUGAAGAAACAACACCACUGACCACCAAAGUUGUUUUAACAACAACACUUGUGCCACCAGAAAAAACGACUUCUCAGCUUUUGGAAACUAAAACAACACAGGAAACUACUAUUACUCCAGAGGAAACAACAUCGGGAAUUACAACUCUUCCCCUCACCACCACAACCAAUGUACGAGAGGUAACAACUGCUCGGCCUUCCGAAGAGACAACUAUUUCACCAGAAUUUACAACACUGACAAGCAAGCCAACAGGUCCAGAAGAAACAACUAUACUGACCACCAAAGUUGUUCCAAAGACAACGCCAGUGCCACCAGAAAAAACAACCACUCAGCCUAUGGAAACCACCACAGCAAAAGAAACCACUAUUUCUCAAGAGGAAACAACAUUGCCGAUUACAAUUUUUCCCAUUACCACCAUAACCACUGUACCAGAGGUAACAACAUCUCUGCCCUCCGAAGAGUCCACUAUUUCAGCUGAAAUUACCACACUGACCAGCAAGCCAGUAGUAAAGGUAACUACUGUACCUACUGAAGUGACAACAAGUAAGGCUACCACACUUCCUCACAAAGAGACAACAGGCCCUGAAGAAACAACAACACUGACCACUAAACUUGUUGCAACAACAACACCAGUGCCACCAGAAAAAACGACUUCUCAGCUUUUAGAAACUAAAACAACACAGAAAACGACUAUUUCCCUGGAAAAAACAACACUGCCUAUUACAACUCUUCCAAUUACCACCGCACCAGAGAUUACAACCACUCAGCCCUCCGAAGAGUCCACUAUUUCAGCUGAAAUUACCACACUGACCAGCAAGCCAGUAGUAAAGGUAACUACUGUACCUACUGAAGUGACAACAAGUAAGGCUACCACACUUCCUCCCAAAGAGACAACAGGUCCAGAAGAAACAACAACACUGACCACCAAACUUGUGGCAACGACAACACCGGUGCCACAAGAAAAAACGACUUCUCAGCUUUUAGAAACUAAAACAACACAAAAAACUACUUUUCCCAUCAUCACCACAGCAGAGAUUACAACCACUCUGACUUCGGAAGAGAGCACUAUUUCCCCAAUAAUUACCACUCUGACAAGCAAGCCAGUUGUAAAGAUAACAACAGUACCAACUGAAGUAACAACAAGUAAGGCUACCACACUUCCUCCCACAGGGACAACAGGCCCAGAAGAAACAACAAGAGUGACCACCAAGGUUGUUUCAAUGACAACACCUGUGCCACCAGAAAAAACGACUUCUCAGAGUUUAGAAAGUACAAUAACAAAAGAAACCACUAUUUCCCCAGAAAAAACAACAUUGCACGUUACACCUGGUACCGUCACCACCACCAAUGCACCAGAGGUAACAACCACUGGUACAAGCAAACCAGUUGUAAAGGUAACAACAGUGCUUCCUGAAGAGACAACCUCGAAGGCUACUACAGGUCCUUCCAAAGAGACCACAGGGCCAGCAGAAACAACAACACUGACAACAAUAAUUGUUCCAAAAACAACACCAGUGCCACCAGAAAAAACAACCACUCAGCCUUUGGAAACUACCAAAGCAAAAGAAACCACUAUUUCCCCAGAAAAGACAACAUUGGCCAUAACAACUCUUCCAAUCACCACCACCAUUGCACCAAAGGUAUCAACCACUGGCUCUUCCAAAGAGACCACCAUUUCACACCAAAUUACCACACUGACAAGCAAACCAGUUGUAAAGGUAACAACAGUGCUUCCUGAAGAGACAACCUCGAAGGCUACUACAGGUCCUCCCAAAGAGACCACAGGGCCAGCAGAAACAACAACACUGACCACGAUAAUUGUUCCAAAAACAACAUCAGUGCCACCAGAAAAAACAACCACUCAGCCUUUGGAAACUACCAAAGCAAAAGAAACCACUAUUUCCCCAGAAAAGACAACAUUGGCCAUAACAACUCUUCCAAUCACCACCACUAUUGCACCAAAGGUAUCAACCACUGGCUCUUCCAAAGAGACCACCAUUUCACACCAAAUUACCACACUGACAAGCAAACCAGUUGUAAAGGUAACAACAGUGCUUCCUGAAGAGACAACCUCGAAGGCUACUACAGGUCCUCCCAAAGAGACCACAGGGCCAGCAGAAACAACAACACUGACCACGAUAAUUGUUCCAAAAACAACAUCAGUGCCACCAGAAAAAACAACCACUCAGCCUUUGGAAACUACCAAAGCAAAAGAAACCACUAUUUCCCCAGAAAAGACAACAUUGACCAUAACAACUCUUCCAAUCACCACCACUAUUGCACCAAAGGUAUCAACCACUGGCUCUUCCAAAGAGACCACCAUUUCACACCAAAUUACCACACUGACAAGCAAACCAGUUGUAAAGGUAACAACAGUGCUUCCUGAAGAGACAACCUCGAAGGCUACUACAGGUCCUCCCAAAGAGACCACAGGGCCAGCAGAAACAACAACACUGACCACGAUAAUUGUUCCAAAAACAACAUCAGUGCCACCAGAAAAAACAACCACUCAGCCUUUGGAAACUACCAAAGCAAAAGAAACCACAAUUUCCCCAGAAAAGACAACAUUGGCCAUAACAACUCUUCCAAUCACCACCACUAUUGCACCAAAGGUAUCAACCACUGGCUCUUCCAAAGAGACCACCAUUUCACACCAAAUUACCACACUGACAAGCAAACCAGUUGUAAAGGUAACAACAGUGCUUCCUGAAGAGACAACCUCGAAGGCUACUACAGGUCCUCCCAAAGAGACCACAGGGCCAGCAGAAACAACAACAGUGACCACGAUAAUUGUUCCAAAAACAACAUCAGUGCCACCAGAAAAAACAACCACUCAGCCUUUGGAAACUACCAAAGCAAAAAAAACCACUAUUUCCCCAGAAAAGACAACAUUGGCCAUAACAACUCUUCCAAUCACCACCACUAUUGCACCAAAGGUAUCAACCACUGGCUCUUCCAAAGAGACCACCAUUUCACACCAAAUUACCACACUGACAAGCAAACCAGUUGUAAAGGUAACAACAGUGCUUCCUGAAGAGACAACCUCGAAGGCUACUACAGGUCCUCCCAAAGAGACCACAGGGCCAGCAGAAACAACAACACUGACCACGAUAAUUGUUCCAAAAACAACAUCAGUGCCACCAGAAAAAACAACCACUCAGCCUUUGGAAACUACCAAAGCAAAAGAAACCACUAUUUCCCCAGAAAAGACAACAUUGCCCAUAACAACUCGUCCAAUCACCACCACUAUUGCACCAAAGGUAUCAACCACUGGCUCUUCCAAAGAGACCACCAUUUCACACCAAAUUACCACACUGACAAGCAAACCAGUUGUAAAGGUAACAACAGUGCUUCCUGAGGAGACAACCUCGAGGGCUACUACAGGUCCUCCCAAAGAGACCACAGGGCCAGCAGAAACAACAACACUGACCACCAAAAUUGUCCCAAAGACAACACCAGUGCCACCAGAAAAAACUACCAAAACAAAAGAAACCACUAUUUCCCCAGAAAAGACAACAUUAGCCAUAACAACUCUUCCAAUCACCACUACCAUUGCACCAAAGGUAUCAACCACUGGGUCUUCCAAAGAGACCACCAUUUCACCCCAAAUUACCACACUGACAAGCAAACCAGUUGUAAAGGUAACAACAGUGCCUCCUAAAGAGUCAACCACUAAGGUUACUACAGGUCCUUCCAAAGAGACCACAGGGCCAGCAGAAACAACAACACUGACCACAAUAAUUGUUCCAAAAACAACACCAGUGCCACCAGAAAAAACAACCACUCAGACUUUGGAAACUACCAAAGCAAAAGAAACCACUAUUUCCCCAGAAAAGACAACAUUGCCCAUAACAACUCUUCCAAUCACCACCACCAUUGCACCAAAGGUAUCAACCACUGGGCCAUCCAAAGAGACCACCAUUUCAUUCCGAAGUACUACAUUAACAAGCAAACCAAUUGUAAAAGUAACAACAGUGCCUCCUGAAGGCACAACCUCAAAGGCUACAACAGGUCCUCCAAAAGAGACCACAGGUCCAGCAGAAACAACAAAACUAACCACCAGAGUUGUUCCAAAGACAACACCAGUGGUACCAGAAAAAACAACCACUCAGCCUUUAAAAACUACAGCAAUCAAAGAAACCACUAUUUCACCAGAAAUGACAACAUUGCCUAUAACAACUCUUCCAAUUGCCACCACCAUUGCACCAAAGGCAUCAACCACUAGGCCUUCCAAAGAGACCACCAUUUCACCCCAAAUUACCACACUGACAAGCAAACCUGUUGUAAAGGUAACAACAGUGCCUCCUGAAGGGACAACCGCGAAAGCUACUACAGGUCCUCCUAAAGAGACCACAGGUCCAGCAGGAACAACAAAACUAACCACCAAAGUUGUUCCAAAGACAACACCAGUGGUACCAGAAAAAACGACCACUCAGCCUUUAAAAACUACCGCAGGCAAAGAAACCACUAUUUACCCAGAAAAGACAACAUUGCCCAUAACAACUCUUCCAAUUACCACCACCAUUGCACCAAAGGUAUCAACCACUAGGCCUUCCAAAGAGACCACCAUUUCACCCCAAGUUACCACAUUGACAAGCAAACCAAUUGUGAAGGUAACAACAGUGCAUCCUGAAGGGACAACAAUAAAGGCUACUACAGGUCUUUCCAAAGAGACCACAGGUCCAUCAGAAACAACAAAACUAACCACCAAAGUUGUUUUAAAGACAACACCAAUGGUACCAGAAAAAACAACCACUCAGCCUUUAAAAACUACCGCAGGCAAAGAAACCACUAUUUACCCAGAAAAGACAACAUUGCCCAUAACAACUCUUCCAAUUACCACCACCAUUGCACCAAAGGUAUCAACCACUAGGCCUUCCAAAGAGACCACUAUUUCACCCCAAGUUACCACACUGACAAGCAAACCAAUUGUGAAGGUAACAACAGUGCAUCCUGAAGGGACAACAAUAAAGGCUACUACAGGUCUUUCCAAAGAGACCACAGGUCCAGCAGAAACAACAAAACUAACCACCAAAAUUGUUUCAAAGACAACACCAGUGGUCCCAGAAAAAACGACCACUCAGCCUUUAAAAACUACAGCAGUCAAAGAAACCACUAUUUACCCAGAAAAGACAACAUUGCCCAUAACAACUCUUCCAAUUACCACCACCACUGCACCAAAGGUAUCAACCACUAGGCCUUCCAAAGAGACCACCAUUUCACCCCAAAUUACCACACUGACAAGCAAACCAGUUGUAAAGGUAACAACAGUGCCUCCAGAAGGGACAACAACGAAGGCCACUACAGGUCCUCCCAAAGAGACCACAGGUCCAGCAGAAACAACAAAACUAACCACCAAAAUUGUUUCAAAGACAACACCAGUGGUCCCAGAAAAAACGACCACUCAGCCUUUAAAAACUACAGCAGUCAAAGAAACCACUAUUUACCCAGAAAAGACAACAUUGCCCAUAACAACUCUUCCAAUCACCACCACCACUGCACCAAAGGUAUCAACCACUAGGCCUUCCAAAGAGACCACCAUUUCACCCCAAAUUACCACACUGACAAGCAAACCAGUUGUAAAGGUAACAACAGUGCCUCCAGAGGGGAUAACAACGAAGGCCACUACAGGUCCUCCCAAAGAGACCACAGGUCCAGCAGAAACAACAAAACUAACCACCAAAAUUGUUUCAAAGACAACACCAGUGGUCCCAGAAAAAACGACCACUCAGCCUUUAAAAACUACAGCAGUCAAAGAAACCACUAUUUACCCGGAAAAGACCACAUUGCCCAUAACAACUCUUCCAAUCACCACCACCAUUGCACCAAAGGUAUCAACCACUAGGCCUUCCAAAGAGACCACCAUUUCACCCCAAAUUACCACACUGACAAGCAAACCAGUUGUAAAAGUAACAACAGUACCUCCAGAAGUGACAACAACGAAGGCCACUACAGGUCCUCCCAAAGAGACCACAGGUCCAGCAGAAACAACAAAACUAACCACCAAAAUUGUUUCAAAGACAACACCAGUUGUACCAGAAAAAACGACCACUCAGCCUUUAAAAACUACAGCAGUCAAAGAAACCACUAUUCACCCAGAAAAGACCACAUUGCCCAUAACAACUCUUCCAAUUGCCACCACCAUUGUACCAAAGGUAUCAACCACUAGGCCUUCCAAAGAGACCACCAUUUCACCCCAAAUUACCACACUGACAAGCAAACCAGUUAUAAAGGUCACAACAGUGCCUCCUGAAGAGACAACCACUAAGGUUACUACAGGCCCUCCCAAAGAGACCACAGGUCCAGCAGAAACAACAAAACUAACCACCAAAGUUGUUUCAAAGACAACACCAGUGGUACCAGAAAAAACAACCACUCAACCUUUAAAAACUACAGCAGUCAAAGAAACCACUAUUCACCCAGAAAAGACAACAUUGCCCAUAACAACUCUUCUAGUCACAACCACCAUUGCACCAAAGGUAUCAACCACUAGGCCUUCCAAAGAGACCACCAUUUCACCCCAAAUUACCACACUGACAAGCAAACCAGUUGUAAAGGUAACAACAGUGCCUCCUAAAGAGACAACCACUAAGGUUACUACAGGUCCUUCCAAAGAGACCACAGGGCCAGCAGAAACAACAAAACUAACCACCAAAGUUGUUCCAACAUCAGAAAAAACAACCACUCAGCCUUUAAAAACUACCACAGCCAGAGAAACCACUACUUUCUCAGAAAAGACAUCAUUGCCCCUUACAAGUCUUCCUAUCACCUUAACCACUAAAAUGGAAUUAAAAAGCACUCAGUCUUUUAAAGAAACCACAAUUUCACCACAAAUAACAACGCUGACAAGUAUAACAACCCCUUUAAUUACCACAGAAACUCCUACAACAACACUUAAGAUUGUAACAGCACCAAAACCAACUUCCUUAUAUCCAACAGAGAUGCAAAAGAAUAUUAGUACAACCUUACCUUUGACCUCAGCCCCUGUUUGUUGUUUUGUAAAUGGAACAAAUUUUCUAUCAGACACCAUCAUAUAUAAUGUAACUGAUGGCUUUGGGUGGUGCUAUACUGGAUACUGCAAUUCUACUUGUCAUGUUGAGACAAAAUCAUAUUCCUGUGAAACCACACCCUCGACUACCAAAAAACCAUUAAGUACCACAGUGUUCAGCAGUGCUGCACCCACAACUCCUACAAGCAUUUCUCCCAUUGUCACACCUCACACAACUGUAACACCCGACUGUUCCAGUCUUAACCCACCAAGAAAGGAUGGGGAGUCCUGGAAAGAGGAUAAUUGUACCAGUGCAACAUGUAGUAAUGGCUCAGUCAUCUUACAACCAUACAAGUGUGGCUCAGUUGAGCAGAAAAACUGUGCAAAUGGACGAACACCCAUUAAAGUUUAUGAUGAGACUGGCUGCUGCUUCACAUACGAGUGUGAAUGCUCUUGUAGCGGAUGGAGCGGCUCCAAUUAUGUCACAUUUGAUGGAACAUCUUAUACCUUUAGUGAUAGCUGCUCAUACAUUUUGGUUCAAGAAAUUAACAAUGCAAACCUGAAAAUCAUUCUUGACAAGGAAGCAUGCAGCAAAGGGAGUUCGUUCUGCCCACAGACCCUGUUAAUUACAUACAAUUCCCAGGAGGUUAUUCUGACCCAGGAAAUGACUUCAAAUGGUGCAACCAAUGUGGUGAUGGUGGACAACAAACAAGUCUAUCCUGUUUUUAAAAAUGCUAAUUAUGUCAUAACGAGCACAGGCGUGGAGGUCACAGUGCAGAUUCCUGAUAUUCAAGCUCAAAUCACCUACACAGGCACCACUUUUACCAUUGACUUGCCCUUCUCUGAGUUUGAGAAAAACACAGAAGGUUUAUGCGGGACCUGUGACAAUGAUAAGACCAAUGACUGCAGGUUACCCUCUGGUCAAAUCGAGUCCUGUGAGCAAGCUGCACCAAACUGGAAGACUAACAAGACAUGCAUAUCACCUACCACCCCACCUCCAGUUAGCGUUACUACUGUCCCCGCUUCCACUACAUCGUCCCCGUGCCAGCCAGCCAUUUGUGAGCUCUUCAACAGCAGUGCGUUUGAGGAGUGUCGUAGCACCAUUCCUUCAGAGCCAUAUAUGACAAGUUGUAAACAGGACGUGUGCUCUGAAAAGUCUGGCUGUACGAGUCUGCAGGCGUAUGCAUCCGCAUGUGCUAAGGCAGGAAUAUGUGUGAACUGGAGGAAUUACACUAAUGGAGAAUGUGAGGUCACAUGUCCUCCCACUAAAGUCUACGAAGCCUGUGGUCCUGCUGUCCAACCUACCUGCAACUCUCAGUAUAAUAACAAGUAUCAGGAAGUAAUGGAUGCAAAAAGCCAAGAAAUAAGGGAGGGAUGUUUCUGUAUGAAAGGCACCACCCUGUUCAACACGUAUUCAGACGUCUGCGUUACAUCCUGCGCUUGUGUUGGCCCUGAUGGUAGUCCGAAAAUGCCGAACGAAACAUGGCAGAUUGGCUGCCAGGAGUGUGAGUGUGAUGGUGAAAGCAUGAGUGUGCGGUGUAAACCAAUCAAAUGUCCAACCACCACAAUGCCGCUUUGUAACAAACCUGGACAAGUGGUCGUUAACAAGACAGAUGGCUGCUGCGAGAGCUACGAAUGUCAGUGCGAUACAAGUAAGUGCGUCACGCCCAUGAUGAAGUGUGCUCUGGGUUUCACUCAGGAGAUGAAUGGCACAAAUCCAGGAGACUGUUGUCCUACAUACACCUGCAAACCCAUGAAAGUCUGUGUGCAGAAUGCGACGAUAUAUCCGCUGGGCUCCCAAAUACCCAGUUCCCAUGAGUGUGAGGAAUGUGAUUGUGGCUCGAGUGUUGAUCCCGAAACUGGACUUCUGACUCCAGAGUGUGUGACAAAAAAAUGUAAUGAAGAUUGUGAGGAGGGUUACGAGUAUAAGCCUGUCGUAGGCCAGUGUUGUGGAAAGUGUGUGAGUACGAGCUGCGUGGUCACCGUUAAUAAUGUCACUAAGACCAUCCCAAUAAACCAAACAUUUACUCCACCUAACGAUAAGUGUGUGACGUACACCUGCCAGGAUGUUAGCGAUAGUCCCAUGGUAAAGGAAGUCAGGAAAACGUGUCGCGAGUUCAACCCGGCAAACUGUGUCCCGGGAACAGAGACGACUGAUGCUGACGGUUGCUGCAGAAGCUGUACUCCACAGAGCAGCUGUAAAAAGGUUACAAACACCUCUGUGCUGGUUCAUAACGGCUGCAGGAGCGCAUCCCCGGUGGAGUUCACGUCCUGCUCGGGAGCCUGUGCCACUUCCUCCAUGUACUCUUCAGAGAGCAACAAGCUGAUGCACACGUGCUCGUGUUGUCAGGAGCAGUCGACCAGUCAGAAGGAAGUGGAGUUGAUUUGCUCUGAUGGAUCGAAGACGACAUACACCUACGUGUACAUUGACUCAUGUGGCUGCCAGACAUCCGAAUGCACACCGAUGGGGAGACGCCGGAGGAGACGUUGAACUCUAAAGGAAACAAAAUCCUGAAAAGUGCAUGAAUCUUAACUGACUUAUGUUAAAGCUUAGGUUUCCUUUCUAUUAGUCAGCUUCUCCACUUCUUUUAUUGUGUAACUUGCAUGCAAAUGAAAUGAGUGAAAAACUAUUUUAAAAUAUAUUAUUAUUGUUGUAAGAAUGUGUUAAAAUCUUAGUGACACAUGGUGUGUAGAGUGUUAUGCUUAUAUAGUGCAUGUGUUCUUUGUCCUUUUAGUUCUUAUUAAAUGAA